This is a messenger RNA of Nasonia vitripennis (jewel wasp), 2019 nucleotides long. RefSeq names its product neural/ectodermal development factor IMP-L2 (gene ImpL2). The record is from RefSeq and is a predicted model, not a curated record. The transcript is spliced from 5 exons. Bases 210 to 1154 code for a protein of 314 amino acids. NCBI's taxonomy places the organism in Eukaryota, Metazoa, Arthropoda, Insecta, Hymenoptera, Pteromalidae.
GCAACGAGUUGGCUCAGCAGUCAGUGAGCAGUCGACUCGAUCGCCUCCUUCAAAGGACCGACGACACAGCAGCGCGCACUCUGUACGUAUUGGAGUGAGAGAGCAGACGCGCCUCCGAGUGUUUUACGGACAGAGAGGCAGCAGCGAGAUAUCUAUUCGGAGAGAAAAAACAAAAAGUGUAAACUCGUGGAAGCUUCGGAGCAGCAGUGAUGAUGCAGCGACUUGUCAGCAGCGGUGCUGCCAGUAGCAGUGCCGGCAGCGGUGCCGGUGCGGCCACCGGAUCCUACAACAGCCUGGCCCUCGUCCUCCUCAGCCUCGCCUCGGUCAUAAGCAGCGGCUCGAGCUUCAGCUUCAGCCGGAAUCUCCACGACGUCGAGCAGGAUGUGGCCGAGGACGCGAGCCUCUACUCCCAGGAGAUGCGGCUCAGCGCGCCCGAAAUCACCCAGCAGAAGCAGAGCCAGCAGCAGCAGCAGCUCGAGCGCUACGUCAGCAUCAGGUCCAGUCCCAGCAGCUACAUCAGCGUCCCUGCAGGGCACAGGCUGGAGCUCAAGUGCGAGGUGGACGGCAGCCCGCCACCCAAGGUCUACUGGAUCAAGGGCGAGAACCCCGAGCGACAGGUGGAGCAGCUCGAGCGCGAGAGCGUCGGCGAGCUCUCGUACACGGCUAUCUCGCGGGAGCUCUCCAAGCUCGUCAUCGACUGCGUCACGCCCCAGGACCAGGGCCUCGUCCACUGCGUCGGCUUGUCCGGCGACAAGAUGGUCAUAUCCCAGCCGACGGUCCUCAACGUUCAAGGUGGAAACGUGAGCCUCAGCAGCAGACCCGAGUGCCAGAAGGGUGGCGCGAGCGCGCCGCCGGUCAUCACGCGGCACCGACCCAUCUACUUCUCCGAGAUGGGCUCGACGGUCGAGCUGCCCUGCGAGGCCAGCGGCAAGCCCCGGCCCCACGUCUACUGGCUCGACGGCGAGGGCAAUCCGCUGAUGGACCCGCGCUUCGCCGUGCAGCCCGACGGCAACCUGCUCAUAUCCAACAUCCGCUGGCAGGACAUGGACGGCUACAAGUGCAUCGCCAAGUCGCCUCUGGGCGAGACCGAGGCCGUGACCUUCCUCUACCCGGCCGCCAAAAAUAUUUCUACGAUUGCAGUCCGACUCGGAUAAGAGGAAGGCCAAUGCUCUUUAGGAUGAGGAUAGCGCCUGAAGGUUGAGGAGGAGAAGCGACACACACACACACACACGCGCGACUUUUGCAGCCUCCCGACAAAUUUACGUCUGACAAAGAUAGUACAUGUAUACCAUAUAGGCAGUCGUAAGAGACCUAUAGGAGAUAAAGGGCGCAAGCGUAAAAAAAAUAACGCGCCGACGCCAGCAGACGACAGACACCCACGAGGACAAUGUUCAUUUCGUUUAUUCAAAGAAAGAGCUAUUCGACGACUUAUCUAGUCACUAUGAGCCUUAAUUGCCCGAUCUCAACUCCACGAGUUUGUGGCAAAGAAGCUGCGCCCGGUAACUUAAUUCAUUUGCUCGCUAAGCAAACACUUAAUGUACAUUCCGCUUAAGAUAAUAUAUUAUUAUUACGUUAUUUUAUUGUAUUAAUAUUAUUAUUCUUAUGGUUAUUAUUAUUAUUAUUAUUAUUAUUAUUAUUAUUAAUAUUAUUAUUAUUGAAUUUAUUGUAAUUACGAUGCCAAACCUCGGUCGUCAAGUAUUUUAGUCGGACCUAUUUCUCAGGAUAUUAUAUGUACGCGAAACAUUCAGUGCUUGGCUGCUACGUUGUUCGUUAUUUAAUUGUGUAGUUGAUCUGCAUCGUGAAGUAAAAAGGGCGGAGAGAGAAAGAGAGUUUGAAAGAUAAGCGAGAGAAAGAUAGAUAGAUAAUGUGUAAAUGGGAAGAAAAAUCAAGUUUUUCUCAUGCUCGCUAGAUUUUUUCUCAUUUGCUAUUGUUCCUAAAUUUGUAUUUUAACGACAAAAAUUAUAUUUAAGUUUGAGAAGUAUAUGCAAGUUGACGCUACAAUAAAACAAUUUCUCCUAA